AUGUCAACGAUUGGAAAAACUAUAAGAUGUAAAGCUGCAGUAACGUGGGAUGCAGAUAAAUUAAGUCUCAAUAUCAUCCCUCAAAAAGAUAGCACCCUUGUUAAGGCUGCUUUUUUAUGGCCAAUUAUACAUGGCCACGAAGGUUCAGGAAUAGUUGAAUCGGUUGGUAAAGAUGUCACAUACGUAAAGCCUGGAGAUCAUGUUAUUACUACGUACAUUCCACGUUGUGGUAAAUGUGUAUAUUGUAAUAACAAUAGCACUGUUGUUCGUACCAAUUUUUGUCAAAUGUUUCUCAAUCAGUUGUCUGGUCUUAUGCCUGAUGGUACUAGUAGAAUCACUUGUAAAGGUCAACAAGUGUUUACUUUUUUGGGGGUUUCUUCAUUUUUCUUGACUGAUGAAAAUAUUGUCAAAAUCAAUCCUCGUGCCCCAUUGGAUAGUGUUUGUUUAUUGGCUUGUGGUCUUUCAACCGGUUAUGGUGGGGUAACAAGAAUAGCUAAUAUGAGAAUUGGUUCUAGUGUUGGAGUUUUUGGUUGUGGAGCUGUCGAUAAACCAAUUCAACAAGUUUUAAAAGAACUUACAGGUAUUGGGCUUGAUUAUACUUUCGAUUGCACCGGUAAUACAAAAAUAACCAUCGCGGCUCUUGAGGCAACAAAAAUAGGUACAGGAGAAUCAAUAGUUUUAGGUGUUUCCGAUAAAGGUGAGGAAGAUAUUGGCGUUGCACUGCAACAAUUAAUGUUGGCCUCCAAUGUUAAAAACGGUAAAAAAAUUGAUAAAGAAAGAACCAUCGCAAUCAAAUCAUCGUCAUCAACUUGCAUUACAAAUGAAACCAUAAAAGCAUCUUCAGGUGCAUUGGAGAUAGCCACAAUUGCUGGAUUAAGAUUUGAUGCUGAUCCAAUGGAUUACUCAGUUUCAAAAGCAGUGUAA
Messenger RNA from Entrophospora sp. SA101, 924 nucleotides. The record is from the annotation of a GenBank genome assembly. Lineage: Eukaryota; Fungi; Glomeromycota; Glomeromycetes; Entrophosporales; Entrophosporaceae.